Topomyia yanbarensis is the source of this 2389-nucleotide messenger RNA. Its product is annotated as sodium channel protein Nach-like. The record is from RefSeq and is a predicted model, not a curated record. The transcript is spliced from 8 exons. Gene Ontology annotation, cellular component: membrane. Gene Ontology annotation, biological process: sodium ion transmembrane transport. Lineage: Eukaryota; Metazoa; Arthropoda; Insecta; Diptera; Culicidae. Gene Ontology annotation, molecular function: ligand-gated sodium channel activity. The coding region runs from base 1 to 1944 and encodes 647 amino acids.
AUGACGUCGACGAAGACCUUUUCGGCAAUGCCACUACUCGUAGUAAGUAGCUUUCCGCUGCAGGCUGCCAGCUGGCCACUGGCACUGACGUCAAUGCACGAUGCCCAUAUCAAAUCAGUCAACAGCAUCGAAGGCCACAGAUACUUCAUCAAAAUAGCGGCGAUUGAAAUCAAAAUUGAGGCCGUCGACGGAUUUGGCAAAAGCGUCUUCUGUUUCAACUUGCAUAUUAAACCUCAGCACGAAGGGUUUAUGGUCAGCGACUACUUUGAGUAUGGAGGUCGGAGUGAUUUGAUGACUGCGAUGCACUUCAAACGAAUCGGCCAACGAGUGAUCCAAUUCAUCCGCGAGAGACGGGCACCAACUAACCAAAUCGUUCCUGUCAACCAGAUGGAAUCGACAACUUCCGGUUCCAGCUUGCUUCUCUGGUUCAAAGCACAGCUUAGACAGCUUUGUGAACAAACAGCCCUACACGGUUACAAUCACAUCGUCCGCCCGGAAUAUACGGUUCUGGAGAGAAGUCUAUGGAUUUUCGCAGUCAGCUCGGCAUUCAUCACGGCGGUUGUGCUACUGUGGAUCUCCUGGACGUGGGAUGCUGAAACGCCAACCGUGACCGUUAUCGAGAGUACGAACUACGCCAUUUGGAAGGUUUACUUUCCGGCUGUGACAAUUUGCAAUUUGAAUAAGAUAUCCGCUGCCGGGGCACUGCGGAAAGCUGAAAGCAUGGCCCGUCCAGACAACAUGAGCGCUGUGGAAUUGGCAGGAAUGUUUCGUUUGCUGUUGCAUGUCAAUGGAUUGGCUGAGGCAAAUAGAAGCGAAUAUAACAAACUACAAAACAUUCUAUGGCUAAAUAAUCUGGAAGUAACACAACUUAUGGGAGAAUUUGCUCAGCCCUGUUCGAACAUGCUGGAUCGAUGCAUGUGGAAGGGAACGCAAUGGAGAUGUGAAAAUCUGUUUCAGCCUAUUAAUAGUACCGAAGGGUUGUGUUGCUCCUUCAACUACUAUGGGAUUCGGAACAGUGUUUACAGAAGGCACUCCACAGGAAGCAUUCUUGGUGAACCAAGGCGCGUCGCCGCAAGUGGCUAUUAUACUGGUUUGUCGGUGCUGCUUAAUCCGGAAGUUGAAGAUUAUCAUACCACAGAUAUUGCGACGACCGGGUUCAAAGUUAUAAUUCAUCACUCAUACAAUUAUCCGGAUCAAAAUGCCGAAACGAGAAUAGUUGGCGCCCAAUUAGAGUCUUUCAUUUCAAUUCAACCAAAGGAAAUUUACACCACAGAGGAUGCUUUGGCGCUGGAGCCGUCGGUUCGGAACUGUUACGCCCACAACGAGGUUCGGCUGAGCGUUAUGAAGCGUUAUUCUUUUCUAAACUGUAUGAUCGAAUGUCGUACAUUGCGUAUUUUUGAGAAAUGCGGCUGCAUUCCGUACAAUCUCCCCAGCAACGGAACAUUCGCCAAUUGUGAACCCGAAGAUAUGGAAUGUCUCAUGGCGAACAAGGAACUGUACCAAAGUGCUGUACCAACUUUCAAUUUGUCGAUCACGGAAACGAGAGACGACGUUCCGUCACCUUGUCGAUGUUUACCGAGCUGCGAAAUGGUUCAAUAUCCGGUGGAGAUGAGCUCCGGUCGAUUGAAUCGGACGUUUUCGUAUAAUUCUGCAGCAUUUUUCAAAGAUAUAAACCUGAAGGAUCACAGUGUCGUUCACGUUUACUUCAACGACUUAGUAUCAACUAGAUUCCGUAAAGAUAAAAGCCAAAGUUGUCUAGGAGUUUUAGCAUCUUUCGGAGGAAUACUUGGCCUUUUUCUAGGGUUCAGUAUAAUCACCGGAUUUGAAGUAAUCUACUUCUUUAGUAUUAGAGUGCUGUUCGAUGUUUUUACAGAAUCAUGGAAACGAAAUAGGCGAGGAGAAAAUAGUAACUCCAUACAUUGGCUACCACGAGAGCAUACCUGAAGGCGUUUCAGGCACGCUCGUAAAGCUUUUUUACUUUGUGUUGCAGGUCUACAUCAUGCUGUCUUGUUUGAGGGACUGGGUUGCAAUGCACUCACUGUAGUAGUUACGUGGUCACAUUAGCGUUCUUUUAUUGAUCAAUGUCCUAUAUUCAAAACUUGCGUAUAUUGACCAAAAUAUUUAUGGAGCCAGAAAAAAUGGAAGUUAGUGACAUAUUGAUGGAAAUUCCGUCAAUCUGUCAAUAGCUUAGUAGUAUUGAUCGUGUAUAUACCGCAAUUCAGUUGUUUUACAGUGAAAGUUUGAGCACGAUUAGUCACAGUCGGUGAUCGUUUGCACUUUUUGUAGAUUGCACUUUUGUUGGUGAUGCUUUGUAAGCAUAAUAAACUUUCUCGAUUUUUCGUCUCACGCAGCGAUCGCGAAAUAUAUGAGAAUGUCGAAGGUAUUUGUG